Molecule: messenger RNA, 273 nt
Organism: Candidula unifasciata
Lineage: Eukaryota; Metazoa; Mollusca; Gastropoda; Stylommatophora; Geomitridae
Source: the annotation of a GenBank genome assembly
AUGCUGGGGAAAGUUGUCUUUCGUCAUUUGUCAUCAUUGGCUGAGCCAUUGCCCAGAGUGACACAAGGCAGAUAUCCUGUACCAAAUGAUUCCAGGUUCAAACAGCUGAUGGAGAAACAAACCCGGUUCUGUAGAGACGAUGGUCUGCUUGUCUGGCAGAAGGCAGGAGCAGAUGUUACCAUCUACAGGUUUGCUGUCAUUGGUUCAGCUGUUGCUACCAUCUCCUCCAUCUACGGCUUAUGGAGACUGAUCAGUCCACCCCAGAAUGCUUAA